Austrofundulus limnaeus is the source of this 131-nucleotide messenger RNA. Its product is annotated as acidic leucine-rich nuclear phosphoprotein 32 family member B. Lineage: Eukaryota; Metazoa; Chordata; Actinopteri; Cyprinodontiformes; Rivulidae. The record is from RefSeq and is a predicted model, not a curated record. Gene Ontology annotation, biological process: regulation of apoptotic process. Gene Ontology annotation, molecular function: histone binding. Gene Ontology annotation, cellular component: nucleus.
UUGGACUGAAGCAAAAAACAAGAGAGAGAGAGAAAAAAAAAACAAGAGAGAAAAGUUUUAACUUUCGUAGAGGGAAGAUGGACAUGAAGAAGAGGAUCCACUUGGAGCUAAGAAACAGGACACCGUCUGAU